AUGAGCUCACUACCACCACCACCUCCUCCACCGGGCUUUAAUGGUAAUAUUCCACCUCCACCGCCACCAUCAGGAUUCAAUAAUAAAAAAAAACUUCAAAAACAUGAGAGAUCAAUACCCCCCCCUCCCCCACCAGGUUUUAAUGGGGGGUUACAUGUGCCACCUCCUCCACCCCCGCCCGGCAUAGUUGGCAACCCUCUGCCACCUCCCCCGCCACCUCCUCACGCUUUUAUUGAUGAAAAUGUAAGAGAGAAUGAAACAGCAGUAUCUGAACACACUCCCCGCUCUACGCAUGCAACAGUUCUAGGCGGAAAUCAGAACGACCAAUCGGAGCCAUAUCUUCCUGGUAAGAAGCGGAAGAGAGGUAUGGAAUCUUCCAGCUCAAAGUUCACUCAGGAAAAUCUACUGGAUAAGAAGCGCCAAUGGUAUGCCAUACAGAAAAAGCGAUUCAAAAUGUUGAGCUCAAAGUCGAAAGGUCACAAGACAAAACAAAAUGGUUUGGUACACUCUCAUAAAGUUGAAAUGCCUCCAGAACACUUACGCAAAAUAUUAAAUGAUCAUGUUGACAUGUCUUCAAAGCGGUUUAUCUCCGAUAAACGUGCUUUUCUAGGCGCAUUGAAAUAUAUGCCACAUGCAGUACUGAAGCUCAUUGAAAACAUGCCUCAGCCAUGGGAGCAAGUUAAGGAAGUGAAAGUAUUAUAUCAUAGUACAGGAGCUAUUACUUUCGUGAAUGAAACUCCAAGAGUGAUUGAACCAGUUUACACCGCGCAAUGGUCUGCCAUGUGGAUAGCGAUGCGAAGAGAAAAAAGAGAUCGUAAACACUUCAAGAGAAUGCGGUUUCCUCCCUUCGAUGAUGAAGAACCCCCUUUAUCGUAUUCGGAAUAUAUCCAGGAUAUCGAACCGCUGGAUGCGGUUACUCUGCAACUAAGUGAAACAGAAGAUAGCUCUGUCAGAGAAUGGCUGUUUGAUCUGAAGCCCUUACAGGAAGAUUCAAACAAGGUGAAUGGUUCAUCUUAUAAACGUUGGAAUCUUGAUAAUCACACAAUGGCUAACCUAUAUCGUUUAUCAUUACCACUAGUGAAUUCUCCAGAUGAUCGGAAUUCGUAUUACUUAUUUGAUAAAAAAUCUUUUUUCACAGCUAAGGCAUUAAAUAAUGCAAUCCCUGGAGGACCCAAAUUUGAACCGUUAUAUCCAAAUGAGGAUGACGAGGAUUACAAUGAAUUCAAUUCAAUAGAUCGAAUCAUCUUUCGUGUAACCAUUAGGACAGAGUAUAAGAUUGCUUUUCCUCAUUUAUACAAUUCCAGACCAAGGUCAGUGCAUAUUCCAUGGUACCAUACACCAAUUUUAUGUCUCAUACGAAAUGAACGAGAACUGGAUGACCCGUGUUUCCAUUUCAAUGAAUCAUUAAAUCCGAUUACUUGGAAAGAUAUUAUGCAUAAUAAAACACGCUACGAAUCCGAAGCUAAGAAGGACGAUUUUGUAUUGCCGUCCACACUUAGACCAUUGAUGGAAGCUGAAAAAUUAGAAUCGGAAGAUACAAAGGAGACUCUAUCGCUGUAUUUCGCACCCUAUCCGUUCAACAGAAGAUCAGGAAGAACAGUAAGAGCUCAAGAUGUAGCCCUCAUCAAGAAAUGGUAUUUGCAACACCCCGAUGAAGAGUAUCCUAUCAAAGUUAGGGUAUCUCAUCAGAAGCUGCUCAAGAAUUAUGUCCUUAAUGAGUUAAAGAGGAAUCCUCCGAACAGUAACAGGAAAAUUAAGCUUCUGAAAAGCUUGAAAAAUACGAAAUACUUUCAACAGACUUCAAUAGACUGGGUAGAGGCAGGUUUACAGCUGUGUAGACAGGGGUUUAACAUGUUGAAUCUACUAAUUCAUCGUAAGGGCCUGACCUAUCUUCAUUUGGAUUAUAAUUUCAAUCUUAAGCCGACUAAAACUUUAACCACAAAAGAGCGGAAAAAAUCGAGAUUUGGAAAUGCCUUUCAUUUAAUGCGAGAGAUUUUGAAGGUUGUCAAACUAUUAGUGGAUGCACAUGUUCAGUAUCGGUUAGGUAAUGUCGACUCAUUUCAAUUGGCUGAUGGGAUAUAUUACAUUCUUAAUCAUCUUGGGCAGCUAACAGGCAUUUAUCGAUACAAGUACAAGGUAAUGCAUCAAAUCCGUGCUUGUAAAGAUUUGAAACAUGUUGUUUAUUAUAGGUUCAAUAAGGUAAUAGGACGAGGUCCAGGAUGUGGAUUUUGGCAACCUGCUUGGAGAGUUUGGAUAUUUUUUAUGAGAGGUGUUAUUCCUCUCUUGGAACGUUGGUUAGGAAAUUUACUUGCACGCCAAUUCGAAGGUCGUUCGAACGAGGUAGUCAAAACCGCGACAAAGCAAAGAUUGGAUGCUUAUUAUGAUUUGGAGUUGAGAGCUUCUGUCAUGAAUGAUAUACUAGACAUGAUGCCUGAUGGAAUUAAACAAAAUAAAGCUAAGACAAUUCUCCAACAUCUCAGCGAAGCUUGGAGAUGCUGGAAGGCAAAUAUUCCCUGGAAUGUUCCUGGUAUGCCUGAACCCGUUAAAAACAUUAUUGAGAGAUAUGUCAGAGCGAAAGCAGAUGGUUGGGUUUCAGCUGCACACUAUAACCGUGAAAGAAUUAAACGAGGAGUCCAUGUGGAAAAAACUGUUGUUCGUAAGAACCUGGGACGGCUAACUAGACUUUGGAUCAAGAAUGAGCAGGAAAGACAACAAAACAUUGAAAAGAACGGUCCAGAUAUCACUCCUGAUGAUGCCACGACGAUUUUUUCAACUAUGGUGGAUUGGCUGGAGAAGAACAACUUUUCUUCAAUCCCUUUCCCACCAUUGACUUAUAAAAACGAUACUAAGAUUUUGGUUUUAGCGCUAGAAAAUUUAAAGGAUGCCUACACUUCUAAGGUGCGUCUGAACGCCGCUGAAAGGGAAGAACUAGCUUUAAUCGAAGAGGCUUAUGAUAAUCCACAUGACACCUUGAAUCGAGUAAAAAGAUAUUUACUGACUCAACGGGUGUUUAAACCCAUUGAGUUUUCAAUGAAGGACUCUUAUCAAUAUAUCUCGCCCGUUUAUACCGUCGAUCCUCUGGAAAAGAUAACCGAUGCAUAUUUGGACCAAUACUUAUGGUAUGAAGCUGACAAAAGACUAUUAUUCCCCAACUGGAUAAAACCUAGUGACACUGAAAUACCGCCUUUAUUGGUUUACAAAUGGUGUCAGGGAAUCAACAAUUUGGAUAAGAUUUGGAAAGUGUCGGGAAAUCAAUCUACAGUUCUUUUGCAAACAAAACUAACUGAUCUGGCGGAAAAAAUUGAUUUCACUUUAUUAAAUCGCCUACUCAGACUGAUUAUGGAUCCAAACAUUGCUGACUAUAUAACGGCAAAGAAUAACGUGGUACUGAAUUUUAAGGACAUGAGCCACGUCAAUAAGUAUGGACUGAUCAAAGGCUUGCAGUUUUCUUCCUUCAUCUUUCAGUUCUAUGGUCUUGUCAUAGAUUUAUUGAUUUUGGGCCCAGAUAGAGCUAUGGAAAUUGCUGGCCCUCAAAGUUCACCCAAUGAAUUUUUACAAUUUAAAAAUGUUCAAGCCGAAAAAGCCAAUCCUAUCAGACUUUAUUGCCGAUACUUUGAUACUGUCCACAUCCUUUUCCACUUCGAGGAAUAUGAAGCAGAAGAGUUAAUCCAGGAUUAUUUGUCUGAGAAUCCUGAUCCAAACUUCGAAAAUGCAGUUGGAUAUAAUAACAAAAAAUGUUGGCCACGCGAUGCACGAAUGAGGCUAAUGCGAGAUGAUGUAAAUUUGGGAAGGGCCGUCUUUUGGGAAAUUGAAGGCCGAGUUCCGGAGUCUCUGACUACCAUAAAUUGGGAGAAUACACUUUCAUCAGUGUACAGUAAGAACAAUCCAAAUCUUCUAUUCACUAUGUGCGGUUUUGAGGUUCGUAUUUUACCCAAGUCGAGAAUGGAAGACGUUUUAUCAGCAGACGAAGGCGUAUGGGAUUUGAUAAAUGAUUCCACGAAGCAAAGAACAGCACGAGCAUAUCUGAAAGUUUCCGAUAAUGAGAUCGAAAAAUUCAGUAAUACUAUAAGGGGAAUUCUCAUGGCUUCAGGAUCAACAACAUUCAGUAAGAUCACAGCUAGAUGGAAUACCGCCCUAAUUUCGUUGUUUGCAUAUUUCAGAGAGGCAGUGGUUUCAACAGAGCCUCUGUUGGAUGUACUAGUCAAGUGUGAAACACGGAUUCAAAAUAGGGUAAAGUUAGGCCUGAAUUCGAAAAUGCCAACUCGAUUUCCGCCUGCUGUAUUUUACACUCCAAAAGAGCUUGGUGGUUUGGGCAUGCUAAGCGCGUCCCAUAUCUUGAUACCAGCAUCUGACUUAAGCUUUUCAAAACAAACAGAUACUGGUGUUACUCAUUUUCGCGCCGGUAUGACUCAUGAGGAUGACAAACAAAUACCAACUAUCUUCCGCUAUAUCACCACAUGGGAGAAUGAAUUCUUAGACUCUCAGAGGGUUUGGUCCGAUUAUGUAGCCAAAAAACAGGAGGCAUUACAACAAAAUCGUCGUUUGGCUUUCGAAGAGCUUGAAGGUUCCUGGGACCGCGGGAUUCCUCGGAUCAGUACUCUCUUUCAGAAAGACCGGCACAUUUUGGCGUAUGACAAAGGUCAUCGUGCUCGCCGAGAGUUUAAGCAAUAUUCCCUCGAGAGAAGUAAUCCCUUUUGGUGGACAAAUGCCCAUCACGAUGGGAAAUUAUGGAAUUUGAAUGCCUACAGAACAGAUGUGAUUCAGGCACUAGGAGGUAUAGAAACAAUCUUGGAGCACACACUAUUCAAAGGUACUGGCUUCAGCUCUUGGGAAGGGCUGUUUUGGGAAAAGGCUUCUGGCUUUGAAGAUUCUAUGCAAUUUAAGAAGUUAACUCACGCUCAAAGAACUGGUUUGAGCCAGAUUCCAAAUCGUAGAUUUACUCUUUGGUGGUCACCUACUAUCAAUAGAGCAAAUGUUUAUGUCGGUUUUCUGGUUCAAUUGGAUUUGACUGGGAUUUUCCUGCACGGUAAAAUUCCAACGUUAAAGAUAUCACUCAUUCAAAUAUUCAGAGCUCACUUGUGGCAGAAAAUCCAUGAAAGUAUUGUUUUUGAUAUUUGUCAAAUACUUGAUGGCGAAAUGGAUAUGUUGCAAAUAGCAGCAGUCAAUAAAGAAGCCAUCCAUCCAAGAAAAUCCUAUAAAAUGAAUUCUUCAGCGGCUGAUAUCACCAUUACAAGCACUUUCAGAUGGAACACAUCAAGACCGACCCUGUUACACCAGCCAGAUAGAUCACUUGAUGAGAUUACAACAGAAAAAAUGUGGAUAGAUGUUCAGUUGCGUUACGGAGACUAUGAUUCUCACGACAUUUCCCGGUACGUUAGAGCAAAGUUCCUUGACUAUACUACUGACAAUGUCAGCAUGUAUCCAUCACCAACAGGUAUCAUGGUAGGAAUUGAUCUAGCCUACAAUAUGUAUGAUGCAUAUGGCAAUUGGUUUGAUGGGUUGAAAAUUUUAAUGCAAAACGGUAUGAAAACAAUAAUGAAAGCUAAUCCAUCUCUUUACGUUUUGCGGGAGCGGAUUCGGAAAGGAUUACAAAUAUAUCAGUCACAGACACAAGAACCAUUUUUAAAUUCCUCAAACUACGCAGAAUUGUUCAGUGAGGAUAUCAAACUAUUCAUCGAUGAUACAAAUGUUUAUCGUGUUGCAGUUCAUAAAACAUAUGAAGGAAAUAUAGCAACAAAGCCUAUCAAUGGCUGUAUUUUUACUCUCAAUCCCAAAACAGGCCAAUUAUUCCUAAAGAUCAUACAUACUUCAGUGUGGGCGGGCCAAAAGCGUCUGAGUCAAUUAGCUAAGUGGAAGACAGCAGAAGAAGUGAGUGCCUUGGUAAGGUCACUUCCGAAAGAAGAACAACCAAAACAGAUUAUUGUAACAAGAAAAGCAAUGUUAGAUCCUUUGGAGGUCCAUAUGCUAGAUUUUCCAAACAUUUCUAUAAGGCCCACUGAGUUGAAGCUGCCAUUUUCUGCUUCCUUGGCAAUUGAAAAACUAUCUGAUGUGGUUUUGAGAGCAACAGAACCACAAAUGGUACUUUUCAAUAUAUACGAUGAUUGGCUAGACAGAGUUUCUUCUUACACUGCAUUUUCAAGAUUAAUACUACUUUUAAGGGCUCUCAAAACAAACGAAGAGAAAGCUAAAAUAAUCUUGAAAGCUGAUCCAACUAUUCCUAUCCUAAAACAUCACCUAUGGCCUUCGUUUAAUGAUGAACAGUGGAUCGAAAUUGAAUCGAAGAUGCGUGAUUUAAUCCUAUCGGAAUAUGGGAAGAAGUACAACGUCAACAUCGCGUCUUUGACACAAAGCGAGAUCAAGGAUUUGAUUCUUGGUCAAAAUAUAAAAGCGCCAUCGGUGAAGCGGCAGCAAAUGGCAGAAAUUGAGACUACGAAGGCAAAUAACAAUGAUAAUGCAGAUGAAUUAAACUCUACAACUGCAAUGAAAAUCAAAAGCACGAAUGCACAUGGCGAGGAAAUUAUGGUUGUUGCUUCUACAAACUAUGAAACUCAGACUUUCUCUUCAAAAAACGAAUGGCGCCAACGAGCUAUUGCCAAUUCAUUGUUGUACCUACGCCUGAAGAAUGUCUUCAUAGAUUCGGAAGAGUUUGUAGAGGAGAAGGAUGUUUUCAUUUUCCCAAAAAACCUAUUGAAGAAAUUUGUUGAAAUUGCUGAUAGCAAGGCCCAAAUUGCCGCUUAUGUUUAUGGUAAAUCUGCAGGUGAAAAUCAAAGAAUCAAGGAAGUAAGGGCUUUAGCAGUUGUUCCUCAGCUGGGAAAUAAUCACAAUGUUCAACUAAGUACGAUCCCAGAAGAGAACCUAUAUCUUCACGAUCUAGAACUCUUAGGGUGGGUUCAUACGCAAACGGAGGAAAUGAAAUUUAUGUCACCAGCAGAAGUCACGACUCAUUCAAAACUUUUCAAUGAUACUAGUAAUGAUUUCAUUGAUAUUUCUGUUUGCCUGAACCCCGGAUCAGUUUCAUUAGCUGCUUAUACGUUGUCCGCCGAGGGCUACGAAUGGGGUUUGAAUAAUAAAGAUUUGUUUGCUCCGUCCCCUUCCGGCUUUGAACCCGAUUUCAGUGAGCAUGCGCAGUUGAUGUUAUCGGACAGAAUUAUGGGGUUCUUCUUGGUUCCAUCUUUUGACAUUUGGAACUAUGCUUUUAUGGGGGCAAGUUUCAACCCUAGUAUUGAGUGUGAUCUUAAGUUGGACGUUCCGUUGGAAUUCUACAAUGAGUUGCAUCGCUCAACCCACUUCAUGCAAUUCAGUGAUAUUGUCGGCAAUGAUGAUUUAGAAGCAGAGCAACAAGAUCCUUUUAUCUGA
Lachancea fermentati is the source of this 7356-nucleotide messenger RNA. The record is from the annotation of a GenBank genome assembly. NCBI's taxonomy places the organism in Eukaryota, Fungi, Ascomycota, Saccharomycetes, Saccharomycetales, Saccharomycetaceae.